AUGGUUCGUCUUAUAAACUGUCUUCCAUUAACAUUCUUGAUUUUUUGCCUAAUCGUAUGCUCUAUCGCAUCUACAAUUCCGUCGUCAGAAGAAUCUACACAUAAUGAAAAUCUUCUAAAUUCCGACAAUAUGCUACAAACAGAACCGACUAUUGCUGACAUGAAAAACAUCCCGGAAUACACGGUGGAAGAAAUCAAAUAUGAAAAUAUUCCUGAAAAAGAAUAUAUCUACCAAUUGGAGCCUAUUUCAGCCGAUUCGGUCGAAACAAAUAAUAUCAACAUUAAUGAUGAAGUAGACUCUUCUCAGAUAUUUCCAUUUCGAAGAAUAGGGUUUGGUGGUCGUAUGUAUGGCUUUCGUCGUGGAUACUUUAACGUCCG
Molecule: messenger RNA, 377 nt
Organism: Dentiscutata erythropus
Lineage: Eukaryota; Fungi; Glomeromycota; Glomeromycetes; Diversisporales; Gigasporaceae
Source: the annotation of a GenBank genome assembly